GUCAGUUCCUAAACCUAGUUCCCUUCACAAGAGGCACCUGAUACAAUUUAUUUCCUUGUUUUCCAUUUUCCAUUUUUCUUAGCAAGCAACAUACUAUAAGUUAAUACAAUACAAUACAGAAUAAUACCCAACAAAUCGCGUUUAUCUCUCUAUCCCUCUAUUGUUUAGGAGACAUUAUACCGACGACUUGGCAAAGUUGACGGUUUGAAUAGAUUUUAAAAUCUAGAUGCGCAUGGCUGAAGAUGAUUGGCCCCUGGCGCCUAUCACUAAGACAUCGCUAUUGUGCUAACACACCCUAUCUACCUGCUACGGCGGCGACGUCUAGCUUGUUAUAUUCAUUUCCAACACCAUGACGCGACGGAUAGUGCGUACCGCUUCCCAGCUCGCCGCUGCUGCGGUUUUCGCAUUCUUCAUCAUCUUCCUUCUCGACCGAAACUUCCGACUCCUCCCUAAUGCCGUCCACGAAUAUAUGCCUCAACAUCACCACGGGUCUAUCGUCACCGAUAUAACGAUUACACAAUGCUCCAAAAUUAAUCUAUUUUCAUCCUGCAAGCUCGACCCUGAAAGAUGGCACCGGGUCGAGAAGAAUCUCUAUUUAGAAAAAUCAUGGGUUUCUAGCGCAUACGUCCACGUCCAAAGGAAGAAGGAGGAGGAACUUACAUCAGACGACAAGGUUGUUAUAGGCGUUACGGUUGGUCGACUGGAUCCUUCGACGGGAGUUAAGGGCCAAGCAGACGAAAAAUGGGAGUCUCGACCAGCCGGAUUGUGGGUUCUUCGAUCUUCGAAACCGACCGCGAGCGAUUCUAAGAAGGCCGUCACGGCGGUUGACGUCCUUUUCGGCGAUGAUGCUGUCGAAGCUCGAGACGGAUGGCAAUUCCAGAACACACCAUUACUACUCGAUGCUGGCUCAGACAUACCAACUGCCCAUAUUACAGUGAGACAGGGGAGCCAAGCCGAACCCGUGAAGCCCCAACCGCGGAUAAAAGACAAUGGAAAAUUCAAGAUCAUGCAACUUGCUGAUCUACACUUGAGCACGGGCGUCGGUCAUUGUAGGGAUGCAGUGCCCGAUGAAUAUGAAGGAGGGGCCUGUUUGGCAGAUCUGCGAACAUUGGACUUCGUUUCGAAGUUAUUGGACGAAGAGAAGCCGGAUUUAGUGGUUCUCAGCGGUGACCAAGUUAACGGCGAUACUGCGCCAGAUGCACAAUCCGCAAUUUUCAAAUACGCCCAACUACUCAUUAAACAUAAAGUUCCAUACGUAUCCAUAUUUGGCAAUCACGACGACGAGGGAUCAUUACCAAGGGCUGGACAGAUGGCUCUUAUCGAACAACUACCUUACUCAUUAUCCGUAGCCGGACCAGAUGAUAUUGACGGAGUUGGAAAUUACUAUAUCGAGAUUCUUGCUCAAGGAACCUCGAAGCAUUCUGCACUUACGGUUUACUUGCUGGAUUCCCAUUCGUAUUCGCCGGAUGAGCGACAAUUUAGCGGCUACGAUUGGAUCAAGAAGAACCAAAUAGAUUGGUUUAAGCAAACAUCAGAUAGCUUGAAGAAAAAACACAAGGAGUAUACUCACAUUCAUAUGGAUAUCGCUUUUAUCCACAUACCUCUCCCGGAAUACACGGAUGCCGAAUCAAUUCGCGUCGGCGAAUUAAGAGAAGGAGUCACAGCUCCGAAGUACAAUUCGGGAUUCCGCGAUGCUUUGGUGGAACAAGGCGUGGUUAUGGUCAGCUGUGGACACGACCAUGCAAAUGAAUACUGCAUGCUUUCAGCCAAUGAAGAGACGAAAAAGCCGGAACUAUGGAUGUGCUACGCCGGUGGAAGUGGAUUUGGAGGUUACGGCGGUUAUGGUGGCUAUGUCCGACGGAUUCGGUUCUUCGAUAUUGAUAUGAACGAAGCCCGAAUUACAACAUAUAAACGCCUGGAAUACGGUGAUACCGCGAGUCAAAUCGAUAAACAAAUCAUUGUGGACGGGGGAAGCGUCAUAGCCCCUAAAGAAUACAGUUAAAAACAAUCGACGGAACUUUACUUAGCUAUCCAAGACUCUAAGGGUUUGGG
Hypoxylon trugodes is the source of this 2052-nucleotide messenger RNA. Its product is annotated as calcineurin-like phosphoesterase. The record is from RefSeq and is a predicted model, not a curated record. Gene Ontology annotation, molecular function: phosphoprotein phosphatase activity. The transcript is spliced from 3 exons. Lineage: Eukaryota; Fungi; Ascomycota; Sordariomycetes; Xylariales; Hypoxylaceae. The coding region runs from base 350 to 2002 and encodes 550 amino acids. Gene Ontology annotation, cellular component: cytoplasm.